Messenger RNA from Pseudophryne corroboree (corroboree frog), 4772 nucleotides. RefSeq names its product cadherin-like protein 26. The record is from RefSeq and is a predicted model, not a curated record. Gene Ontology annotation, biological process: cell-cell junction assembly; calcium-dependent cell-cell adhesion; adherens junction organization. The coding region runs from base 1 to 2640 and encodes 879 amino acids. NCBI's taxonomy places the organism in Eukaryota, Metazoa, Chordata, Amphibia, Anura, Myobatrachidae. Gene Ontology annotation, cellular component: plasma membrane; adherens junction; catenin complex. Gene Ontology annotation, molecular function: cadherin binding; calcium ion binding. The transcript is spliced from 20 exons.
AUGAAGACAGCAACUAAUAAAUCCAGAUACUGUAUGCAGAGUGCACUUGGGCCUGCAGGGCUCCCUCCCCAUUUAUAUUCCUACCUCGUGCAUAGCAACAUUCAGGAGUUCUUUGAUCUUCAUGGGAGACUUAUUCGCAGAGCACGGCUAAAUCGUCAAAAGAGAGACUGGAUAAUUGACACCUUUACACUUCAAGAAGAGCUACCUGACCCUUACCCAAGGCUGGUUGGCACGGUGAAACUGGAGGAAGGAUUCAAACUUAUAUACAAGCUACAAGGGAAAGGAGUCGAUGAAGAUCCCAAGGGGCUUUUCCACAUAAAUGAAGAUUACGGAUCAAUCUACGUGCACCAGAAAAUAGACUAUGAAACCACUCCUUUUUUCCUAUGGAGAUUCAAUGCAAUCAACAAAACUUCUAUGAAAGUGGGUACCAGGCUUGGUAUUCAUCUGAAGAUUUUGGACAUCAAUGAUAAUGCCCCAGAGUUCAAAAACAAGACUUAUUACGUUUCAGUUAAUGAAAGCGCUGUGCAAGGUAACACAAUCUUCACAAUGCUAGCAUAUGACAUGGAUGAAGAGAACAGUCCAAACUCAGUCGUGAGUUAUUUCCUUGUGUCUCAAACGCCAACAGAUCCCAACGUCGAGUUUACCAUUGAUAAAGACAAAGGUUUCAUCUCAUUCAAAGGGUGUCUAAAUUAUGAGAGUAAUAAAAAUUACAAGCUGGUGAUAAAAGGCAGAGACAAUGGUGUGGACAUACAACUGAGCAGCACCUGUGAGGUCUAUGUUACUGUGCUAGACCGAAACACUAACGCACCACAAUGGGCCGAAACAACUCUUCAGACCAGUAUACCUGAGCGUGAUGAGAAUGUAACUAUUUUGCGAUUCGGUGUAACAGAUGGGGAUACCAAGUUUACAUCUGCAUGGAGGGCAGUGUACUCUAUUGUACAUGGCGAUGAUGACGAAAACUACAAAAUUGUAACAGAUCCCGUGACAAAUGAAGGAAUUCUAACUGUAGUGAAGUCCUUAGAUUAUGAGAAGACUGCCCAGAGCAAUCUCACAAUAAUGGCAGCAAAUGAAGAACCACUUUAUAGCUGUAAAGUCUCGCAGAAGCUGCUAACAGGAUUGUGGGUAUUAGAUUCAUCCAAAGGUCGGUCAGGAAAGUCGAUGGAAACAGGGAAAAUUACAGUUGACGUAAUAGAUGUGAAUGAUCCUCCCAUAUUCAAACCUGAAAAUAUCCUUGUCACUCUGGAAGAACAUUCUAUCCGACCGGGCACUGUGCUGACAACAGUCGAGGCCAAGGACCCGGAUAUAACUGCACCAAAUAAAAUUAAGUACAUUAUAGAGAAUGACACAGCAGAAUGGUUGUCUAUCAAUGAAGACACUGGCGUUAUCACAACCAAAGGGGAAUUGGACAGAGAGUCUGACUAUGUGAAGAAGAGCAAUUAUGUUGUGAAAAUUCUGGCUGUGGAUGAUGGGGUUCCUGCAAUGACUGGCACAGCGACAAUGAUAAUUAAACUAAAGGACAUUAAUGACAAUGUGCCAAGGCUGGAAAGCCCUUACCUGACAACGUGUGAGAAUGCAGAAGAGGCUCUUCUCUACUCAGCCAUCAUUGACAAAGACCUGGAACCUUACUCUGGUCCAUUUUACGUCCAGGUCCUGGAUAAAGACAUUGGAAAAAAACCAGUCAAACUUCUAGACUAUGAUGAUGAUAUAAUCAAGAUAAAGAAAGAAAAGGAUGCGUAUCAAGGCAAUCAUACCAUACACCUAGAAAUCUACGACCGGCAAGGGACACUCUCUCUUCAGAACCUCACAGUGUAUGUAUGCGACUGCUUGGGUGGUGAGGCCUGUGUCGAAAAAAUGAUGGGUCCACCAUCUCUAAGUGGAGGCGCUAUUGCACUACUACUGCUGACUCCUAUACUUUUUCUUUUACUUUGUUUUCUGCUGUGCAAGAUACAAACCAAGAAAGUCAUGGUACCAAUGGAAAAUGAGCCUCUUAAUUCAAUCAUUGCGUACAAUGAAGAAGGGGGUAACAAGGAUUGUGAGGCAUCAGCCAUUUUGAGUGGUGUUGGAAACAUGGCUGACACUGCAGGCAAUAACCAGGAGGAAAUUGAUGCUGCAUUCCAUAGAUCCAGUACAAAAAUGUAUCCGGCACCAGCUGUAGUGCUCAAUAAAGCAAGAGUAGGCCGCUCCAAUAGCAUGAUGGUCCAUUCAGCAAAGAACCACACUGGAAACAGAGCUGGAGCAGGGGCGUUUGAUCGAGCAAACAGACGACGACAUUCUAGUUACAUGGAGAGAAGACAAAACAACAUUGAUCGUGCUAACUCCUUGAGGCAUUCUGCAACUUUGGGACAUCGUCGCACUUUGGCAUCUGGUAACCAUUCGAUGCUUAGAAAACAUUCAAGGACUCUGGAGACAACUUUAUUACAGAGAAUCAGAGUCCAGUUGAAUGAGCUGGAAAUAUACAAACCUCAAGUGUUUGCAGAAGAAGGGGGCUCUUCUCAAGCGUCUUCACUGGAAAACAUUAGUAUCACAGGCAGUAGCAUUCACCUUUCAAGUCUGCAGAGUUUUGGGUCAAAGUUCAACAUUCUGCAAAACAUCUGUGAAGACCAUAUGAUGAACCAACCCACCACCGAGAUUACAACAUAAGCAGUGCUUGCAAUAACAAUACAACAUGGGCAUCUUGUGCUCUGUGAGGUAUAAAAAAAAACAACAGUGCCAUAAUAGUUGUGGUGAUUUAACAUUGGAAUUGGCAGAUCAAGUAUGAAUAAACAGCUAUCGUUCACUGCUUGUUUUAAGAAGAUAAAGUACAUUUUCAUUUGCAUCCUCAUAUUGGGAAUUAAAUGUGUGAGCACUACACUCCUGAAGGACACUCCAUGAAUUGUUUUAUAGUUUUUUUUAUAUAUUUACAAAUUAUGCUCUACAGAGAGAUGGUCCCAGUGAAAAGCUGUCUCAUUUCCAGGCUAUCCCUUUCGUGAGGCCAGAAUAAUGGCAUACAGUUUGCAGCAAAGUAACCUACUGUAUCUUCCAUGUAUACAUUUUGCAAGUUGUGGUUGAUUUAUUUUAGACUUGCAGUAAUUCUGUAGCCCUUUAGGAGUUGCGAGAUCCACAGUGGACUAAGGUCUGGGAAGGCAUUCAGCAACAGAUUCCCAUCAUUAAAAUAUAAAAGGGACGUACCGUGAUAUGAAGUAUAUUAUUCUACUCAAACAAUAGUAUUGAAAUUGUUUGGCGCUAAAUGCAGUUAAAAUAGUUUUGGAAUCUUAUGAACUUUGAGGAAAUAAAUAGUGCAGUGGAAAUAGCUCAAAUAGUCAGUGGUAUCUAUAAUUGUGGACAAAUGUAAUACUGUACCUAGCAUCUUCUGAAAUGUAAAUAGUGUUUAAUAUGGUGGAUGGGGUUUAAUAGUGGUUUAAACUGUGAUGCCUACAGAAAAAGUAUUAAUAAGGGAGUGUAGUCAGGAUUGGUUCUGUAAAUAUUGUUUCACUCUAGGAGAUUUUCUGAUGAGGGUUGAUCUGUUCACAUAGAAUAAAAAAUGCUUUCCCGCCAUUGACAAAAGGUUAAUGCUUGAAAGUCUUGAUUCAUUCUCAGUUAAUAAUUAAAUAUUAAAGUAGUUUAGCACUGGAAGCAUGGGCCUGAUUCAGUGGUGCAUGCAGUUGCAUUUGGACACAGCAGAUAGCGAAAAUAUGGUAAUGAAGCUGCCACCAUGAUUUGUACAGAAACGCCUACUGAUGUCAUCUCUGAUCUGCUGCUUGCAUAUAAAGACGCGCCAUAAGAGAAUGUCCAUCGCAAGUGAGCCUUAGGAGCCUUUACAGCUGUAUCCAAAGACACAGUCUCAGACUCAUACACAUCCCUAAAAUGGUCGUGACCCGUGGCGGCUGAGCCCCUGGAUUAUACAGUGCAGGGCGGAACCACUAAACACACAUUCUGAUGUAUGUAAUAUAUGUUCUGGCUGGUACCCUUGGGGAUCGGCAGCACUGUGAGCAUUACAGGCAGCGUUCAGCACCUGGAAGGCAUCACACUUUUUCUAAGCCCGCCCGCAGACUCAUGUGACAUAUAUUACAGUCAUCAGAAAAUGUAUGUUUAUAUGUGUAAAUCGGUUCCCCCUGCAUGAUAUGGUCGGUGUAAAAUGCCGCUGGUUGUGACAGACCUGCAUUUGACUAGACGACACCCCCAUUAUCUCCCACAAAUGCUCAAAACCUUUAAUUAACUUUGUAAAUAAAUCCUCUUUGCCUCCUGUCAUUUCUAAUCGAUUGCUACGAGGUGCGCAGUUCAAAAAACAUUGCUCAAUUCUGCAAAGAUCGGCUUUGUAUCUGCAUUUGAAUCAAGCCCCAUGUUAUCAAAAUGACUAAUAGGUUAGAUAUCAGUCAUCUCAAAAAGUAGUUUUAUGAUAUUUUGUCAAAAUGUCAUCAAUGCUGUGUUGUUAAAAUGUCCUUAAAGUAAAAAGUCAUUCCGAAAGGUCAUUUUUUAUAUAAAGUCAUCUUUGAGGUAAAAUAUUUAAAACGUUUUGUUAAGGCAGAAAUAGCUUGUAUCAAAUCAGUUUACUUCAAUUCAAUUUUUUGUUAUAAAGUUCUAAGACAAUUCAGAAAAUAUUAUUCUACUGUUUUUGAAAAACAUUUUUAAGGACAAUUUAACUCUAGUUUUGCUAAUUGCCUCCCCAUCUCCCUUAUACUGUACAGACUAUGGACAUCACCGAACCUAUACUCAGUAAUAACAACAGCAACAUUUAGAUGGAAUAAGAAGGUAUAAUACUUGAUGAAAUAAAAUGUUUACAGAUUUGGCUACGA